Molecule: messenger RNA, 1123 nt
Organism: Branchiostoma floridae (Florida lancelet)
Lineage: Eukaryota; Metazoa; Chordata; Leptocardii; Amphioxiformes; Branchiostomatidae
Product: PRKR-interacting protein 1 homolog
Exons: 6
Coding region: 64-630 (188 amino acids)
Biological process (GO): negative regulation of protein kinase activity
Cellular component (GO): nucleolus
Molecular function (GO): protein kinase binding; double-stranded RNA binding; protein kinase inhibitor activity
Source: RefSeq, a predicted model, not a curated record
UUGUGCAUGAAAAGUUUCAAAUGUGCGAGGAAGCGACAGCGCAAACCCUGCCCAGUCGUAUGAAUGGUCUAUCCCUUUACCCGUCAUUCAAUUGGUUCCAAAAUGGCGUCGAAAGAGAAGAAAGAAGUAGUCAUCCCCAAAACUCCGGCUGAUCUGCAGCGAAUGAAGCUGGAAAAGUUGAUGAAAAAUCCGGACAAACUGGCACCCAUUCCAGAUGGCCCCAGGGAAAGAAAAGCUCCAACUGCGCCAGAAUUUGUCAGGGAUGUUAUGGGCUCCAGUGCAGGUGCAGGGAGUGGAGAGUUCCAUGUCUACAGAGGGUACCGUCGGAGGGAGUUGUUCAGACAGAAACAUCUCGAUGAACAUGCAAAGAAGGAGAGUCAAAGGGAUGAAUUUGAGAAGAAGCUAGAUGCCAACAGACAGGCAGCAGAAGAAAAGACAGCCAAAAAGAGAGCAAAGAGACAGAAAAAGAAGAUGAAGAAGAAAAUGAAGAAGCUGGAGGAAAAGAAACAAACGGAGGAAGGAAAUAAAGAAGAGAGUGAAAGUGAAGAAGAGGAAGAACAAGAGGAAGAACAGGAUGAAGUAAAAGAUGAUGAUGCAGAAGAGGUCUGUUUUGUGAUUGGUGGAAGAUGACCCUUCUACAAAUUCAGACUCUUAGUUGGAGGAAGAAAACUCUCCAGACCAAAUUUAGUUAGGUACAUUAUGGAUACUACCUAAAUAGUAAAUGUGGAGGGGGGAGUAGUUAAUGGUUGAUACAGCACCCCAAAUGAAGGGCAGUUUGUAAAAAAAUGAGACAGUAGACACCCAACACCCCUGCAGUGACUUGGAAUCCAUUCUACACAAGUGGUCUACAGACUACAGUGUAACUUUUGUAAAUAGUAUGUGGAUGACUAUUCAGUAUUAUUUCUCAUUUUUAUGACAGCAUAAUCAUGAUAGAUCUAGUGACAUAUCACUUUAUUUUUAGGUUGCAUAGGAUGUACAUGUUAUCUUCUUGGAUUUUUUUCAGAAAAAAAUUGGACCAACUGGUCUGAGGAGUUUAAUGGCACAUUUAAUGCAAUGAUUCCCUUCCUUUGACGACACGUGUUACUAAUGUUGUGAAUAAAAGGCAUUGUUUUUAGACUGAAAA